GUGAUAUCAGAUACCACAGUUCCAUAUACGAUGCUCAGCAGUGAAGAACAUCAAGCAAGAUUAAAACAAAUAACAAGAAGGAAAAGGUCCAAGGAGAUGUUGCUGCUGCAAACUGACAAAACGGAAAAACAACAGCAUGGUUCACAUAAAGAAGAAAGGAAGACUCCCAGAAGACGAAAACAUCUUAAUAUAAUUAAUGAGAAAGUGAAAAGGAUUGGGCCACAUUUAGACAUAUUUGAAGCUUUUAAUAAAGCCCGAAAAAAUCAUACACUGGAAAAAAUUGCUUCAGCUGCCACCUGUAUUCAGAAACUUUUCAAAGGAUGGUUUGAACGUAGUAAAUUUAACAGAAUAAAAAUGAAGGCUAAGAACCAUGGACCAAAUAUAUUAGCUGUUAUAAAGGAGUAUCGUAAAAUGAUGUUUCGAAUUAAACGCCGUUGUGGCAUCUUGGAUACAAGUACACCACUAAUAUUUGAACAACUGGAAGACUGGCUUGACAAUAAAAUGCUUUAUGAAACUAUAUUUGAAAAGAAAGAGUCCUGGAAAGAAAUGGAUAGAAAGGAGCUCCCUAGGUUUUUCAGAGACUGUGGCCGGUUUCCUACAGAAAAGGAAAUUAAUAUUGCAACAACUCUCCUAUUGCAUGAUUCUGGUUCAAAAAACAUAAGCCUUAAUAAGACUCAAGUAGUUGAAAUUGCAUUCAUGUUGUAUCCCCCUGUUGGUCUCAAGUUGAUAACAGCAACUGCUCCUCGGUCAACCUGGGUGAAACCAAUUGUUGAUGGAGAAGAUUCUUACAUGUAUCUAGGUAACCAUUUUUAA
Crotalus tigris (Tiger rattlesnake) is the source of this 813-nucleotide messenger RNA. RefSeq names its product IQ domain-containing protein M-like. The transcript has 6 exons. NCBI's taxonomy places the organism in Eukaryota, Metazoa, Chordata, Lepidosauria, Squamata, Viperidae. The record is from RefSeq and is a predicted model, not a curated record. Gene Ontology annotation, molecular function: protein binding. Bases 31 to 813 code for a protein of 260 amino acids.